Messenger RNA from Amoebophrya sp. A25, 1005 nucleotides. Lineage: Eukaryota; Dinophyceae; Syndiniales; Amoebophryaceae. The record is from the annotation of a GenBank genome assembly.
CAAAGUCCUUUCUUGGAGAUUUUCACAAGUUUAAUCUUUUUCCCCUGUUUGGCACAACAAGUGGUAGUGGGAAUAUAAUUCGGAUUAUCUUUUAUAUAGAUAAGCUACAGUUAUCCCCCGCCACUCAGAUAGAUCGUUCUUCCACUCAUCAUUAGAACUACGCCGAAAUCAUUUCAUACCCGUGGCGGGUCCUUCAAAGUUGCCUUGUAUUAGCUUCUUCGUACCUAUUCGUGUCUUUGUUGUCUUUCUCUGAAAAAAUAACAAUCUUACAUAUCCCUACAACAAAAUGAAAAUGUUAAGCGUAUCCGGAGGGUCCUGCUCUCGAUUCAUCUUUGUGCCAAUCGUUUUUUUGGAAUUUCUUUCGCCCAUCAUUGCCCUCUCAUUGUCUCGAUGCGGUAGCGGAUCUGGAAAUCUCUUUUCUCUUCCAGGCAAUGAUACUGAACACGAAUAUGUCGAAAAAAUCCCGCCUGGAGACCACGACGAGCAUUCGCAAUAUCUUGCACAACCACAACCUGAUCGUCCUCGUGCCCAUGUCGCUCCUCACGGCAAAAGCAAAGUAGAGUCACAGAAGAACAACGGGGACGGUGUAAAUUCUUACAUUGCGUGGGAAAGAAGGCUUAACAAUGAAGGAGACCACUCUGAUACUAGUUCUGAUUCUGAAGUUAAGGCCAGCUUUUAUCCAUCUUUCUCGGCAUUUCGGUACCCUUUUCCCUUGUAUUCUCAUGAAGUUUCAAGGUAAAAGGGGCCAAGACGAGGGGGCCGGGAUGCAAUCUAGCAUACUCUAAUGAAGUUGAAACUGGCGAUGCCGAACCGAGCGAUGACACGACACCGAUGCCCCCGGUUGCUCCUGCUGCCCCGGAGGUGGGGGAUGGUUCCCAAAAGCUGCAUCGAGCUGCUCCACUCGCAGGCCCCGCUGCUUCUGCUUCGGCGGCGGUGGAUACUUCGCCAUCGGGAGGCCAUGGUCCUGCUCCAGCCAGUCCAGCGGUGGAGGGCUUGGUGAAUGAA